UGAAAUUGGUGCGUCAGCAAGACAACAACGAGAACAGCGGACGAAGAAGACAGACAAGCCGAGCAAGCAAGAAGAAGAAGAAGAAGAAGAAGAAGAGCAAGCAAGAAGAAGGAAGAAGAAGAAGACGCAAAAAAGAAACGGAACAAAGCACACCACACACAACACAAAACAAGACGACACACAACACAAUUCGUUGACAUUGACAGACAGACAGAGCAAGCUCGCCAGUAAGCCAGCCAGCAAGACGUGUUUCGUGUGCAGACUCCUGCUCCCACUUCGUGUGUGUGCGCGUGCGUGCGUGAGAAGAACGAGAGCGUAUUCAAGAUGGUGCUUGGAAGAGCGAGGCUGCAGGCGCUGGCGGAGGAAGUGGCCAACGACCUUGUGGCGAAAGGGGCGCGGGUGCCCUCUGGCUUUGUCAAGGGAAGGAACGCCGUGCUGUUCCUGUAUCCUGAUGGGCCCCACGGGCAGCAGAACAUCUUCACGAUGCCACUGAAAGAGCAGCAGAGGGGGCCUGUGGAGCCCGUCAUCGCCAUGAGCGAGGUGGACCGCGUCGUGCAGCAGGAGACCGCUGGCAGGAGGAGCAGCGAGGCGCUUGAGCUGUUGCAGGAGCGCCAGCGCAGCCGCGCCACCGGCAUCCUGCAGUUCAUCUACGACGCUGUGCAGGACAUUGCCUGCUUUGCCGUGCAGGGAAGCCUCUUUGCCAUCCACAACGCCACCCACCCCGAAGCACCCAAGCGUACCCUGGAGCCCCUGCGCGUAUCGAGCGGAGGCAACUUUGAGGACGCCAUCGACUUCAAGUUCUGCCCCCACACCAGCGACCUCAUCUCCUUUGUCAAGGACGGCGAACUGUAUCUGUACAGCCGCUCCGCCCAAACCAUGGUUCCUCUCACCAACGUCGGCAAAGAGUACGGGAGCUCGCGUGUGUAUGCUGGGACGCCGUCGUACAUCAUCCAGGAAGAGUUUGACCGCUACACGGGCUACUGGUGGCAGGCCACCGACACCAGCGCCUCGCACUACCGCAUCCUCUACGAACUUGUCGACGAGCGCGACGUGCCGCGCGUCUCUGUGUCUGGGAUGACCUUUGAGGACACGCCAUCAGACUUCACCUUCCCAAAGCCGGGCCAGUGCAACGGCGCUGUCACGAUAAACGUGGCAGAGAUCCCAAAGGCCCUGUUCCGAAACGGCGAGCGCAAGGACGCCAAGCUGGAGGUCACCACCACCACGCUCGGCACUCAGUUGAAGGACCGCCUACCCUGGGCCGAGUACGUUGUGCGGUGCGAGUGGGUGCCUGGCCGCGACGAGGUGUGGGUGCAGGCGUUGCAGCGCGUGCAGCAGCGGCUAGACGUGGUUGUAAUCCCACUGUCGUCGUUUGUGCCCAAGGAGGCAGCACACGAUGCCAGUGCCAGCAACGGUGACAGCCGCAGCAGCAAUGGUGACAGCAGCGAUGUGCCGUGGCCAACGCUCGUGUCGGAGAAGUCGGACGUGUGGAUCAACGUGCACGACGUGUGCUGGUUUGUGUCCUGCGCCGACGGCUACCGGCUGCUGUGGGGCAGCGAGCAGACCAUGUUCCGCCACCUGUACGCCAUCUCCCUCACGCCAGAUGACAAGGAGCCGCAGCGUGUUGCUUUGACGUCUGGCGAGUGGAUGGUGAAUGGCCUGAGCAUGAUCAAGGAGACGGAUGGCAGCGUCUUCUUCACCGCAACCAAGGAGACGCCGCUGCAGACGCACGCGUAUGCGAUGACCAUUGGCGGCUGGAGCGAGUGGAUUGCCACGGGCGCCGCGCCAACGCCCUCCGACCCCGUGCUCAUGACAAAGCUCGGGUAUUCGCACCACGUGGACUUCCUUGACGACGGCAUGUAUGUGGACAUUUUCUCCAGCAGCAGUGAGCCGCCUCAGUGCCGCUUCCACCGCCCAGACACAGACUGCUUCUACUUCUGCGAGCAGCAAGCACCGAGCAUGUAUGUGCCACCCCGCAUCCAGACCAUCAAGUCCAAGCACGGCCACGACGUGCACACGUUCUUCUUUGCCGCCCGUUCCGUGGACACGCCGCCGCCGCCUUCCUCCGACCCGCUGCCAACGCUGUUGUUUGUGUACGGCGGGCCCCACGUGCAGCUGGUCAGGGACGAGUACAACACGGGCCGCUUUGCGCUCGCCCAGUUCCUGACGCUGUGCGGAUUCAACGUUGUUGUUGCUGACGGCCGGGGCUCCUCCAACCGCGGCCUCGCCUUUGAGGCGCCCUUGCACAACGCUAUGGGCACGUUUGAGGCGGACGAUCAGGUUGAAGCGCUGCAGCUCCUGUCGCAGGACGCGUCCCUGCGCAUCGACAUGGACCGCAUUGGCGUCUACGGCUGGUCAUAUGGCGGAUACAUGUCGCUCAUGUGUUUGGCGCAGCACCCGGAAGUGUUCAAAGUGGCGAUGGCUGGUGCCCCCGUGACGGACUGGCGCGGGUAUGACACCGGAUACACGGAGCGCUACAUGUCCCUCCCAAGCACGCACGCGAAGGCCUACGAUGCUGGAAGCGUUCUGAAGCGUGCAGCCGACUUCCCAGACGAGCCUGGUCGCCUGCUUCUCCUGCAUGGCCUUCAGGAUGAGAAUGUCCACUUUACACACACGGCCUCGCUCAUCAACGAACUCACGCGCUUCGGCAAACCAUACGCCCUCCAGGUGUUUCCACGGGAGCGCCACGGCGUGCGCUCGAAGCAUGCCAAGAGCCGCACGUGGGUUGAGCAGGCCGCCUUUGCCCAGCAGGCCCUCAUGCAGUGACAACCGCUUCCCCCGCCCCCGGCGACAGCAAACGGCGCUGCUGAUUCUUCGUCGUCGUCGUUGUUGUCGUUGUUGUUGUUGUUGUUGUUGUUGUUGUUGUU
Messenger RNA from Salpingoeca rosetta, 2864 nucleotides. RefSeq lists its product as uncharacterized. Gene Ontology annotation, molecular function: dipeptidyl-peptidase activity; serine-type peptidase activity. Gene Ontology annotation, biological process: proteolysis. The transcript has 14 exons. Lineage: Eukaryota; Choanoflagellata; Craspedida; Salpingoecidae. The record is from RefSeq and is a predicted model, not a curated record. Bases 325 to 2763 code for a protein of 812 amino acids.